AUGAACAUCAGCCUGUCGGCGCAGGCCUUCGACACUCUGGCCGGCGUCACACAGCAGAAUGUAACAGACUUCGGGCUCGCGGUGUUGACGAGGAGGGUCGGAAUCGCUGGCUUUACUGUCCUGGCGUGGGACCACAUGUUGACCUUUGAGGACGAGGUCAAUCUGAUCUGGCUGUACCUUCCUCGGAUUCAUCUCAAGGAUUACCGCAAGAUCGCAUUCGCUGCACUAUUCUUUCUCAACAGAUACUUCAUCCCGCUCAGUUUUCUAGUUAACAUCGUGGCUUAUUUUGGGCAUUUUUGGACUACGGAGUCGUGCUUUGUCGUGUUCGAGGGGGUCAUGACUAUGCUGGGCAUAGUGAUCGCGGAUCUCAUGAUGCUUGGUCGGGUCGAAGCACUUUGGCGCAGUUCACGAUAUUACUGGGUCGCUGUCGGCAUACUGCUCACUGAGUUUAUCGCGUUCGUGGCCAUAAACUGGUGGCUUCUCUUUCAUCCGUAUCCGGAGAUCAAUGACGGUCGACCUCUCGGUCAGGAUGUCGUCUCAUGCACAAUGAUCUUCGACCCGCGGUAUGACAAGAUUGCGCCAGCCUCAGCGUGGUUACCGCUCCUCUACGAUACCACCGUCAUCGCACUUGUGAUUGCGCGUACCCUGCCACGGAGCAAGCGGAAGGUCACAUUUGCUACAAUCGGUACUGAGAUGCUCCGGGAAGGCAUCGUGUACUAUAGUGUCGUCUUCGCCGUGACAUUCGCCCUUACGCUUAUGAUCGCCUUUGCCGAUCCCGGGAUCAAGAACAUCUGCGCCCAACUCGAACUGUGCCUCACAUCCGUCAUGAUGUCCCGUAUCACGCUCGCGUUGAAGAACCACCUCAUCGGUUUCAACGAGACAGACAAGCAAGCGCGAUACUCGAAUCCGCCGCUCGAGUGGGGAGUCAUCACGCGGCCACAACGCAUCGCUCUAGCCCGGGGUCGCGUGCAUUACGUCGAGCGCACAUCGUCCAACACAGGUGGUAUGCUCACCGUCGUCUCUCAUCCCGCCGGGAGACCGGAAGGUGGAAAGAAGAGCGUGACUAUUCUUGGCGAAGAUCGGGACGAGGAUAGGAUCGAGAUGGUGGAUAUGCUGGAUAAGGAUGUGCAGGGUCAGGGACUAGAGGAGUUCAAAGCGGCGUGA
Molecule: messenger RNA, 1164 nt
Organism: Peniophora sp. CBMAI 1063
Lineage: Eukaryota; Fungi; Basidiomycota; Agaricomycetes; Russulales; Peniophoraceae
Source: the annotation of a GenBank genome assembly